Molecule: messenger RNA, 5878 nt
Organism: Etheostoma cragini (Arkansas darter)
Lineage: Eukaryota; Metazoa; Chordata; Actinopteri; Perciformes; Percidae
Product: microtubule-associated protein 4
Biological process (GO): microtubule cytoskeleton organization; neuron projection development
Cellular component (GO): neuron projection
Molecular function (GO): microtubule binding
Source: RefSeq, a predicted model, not a curated record
CACCGAUAUCGAUCAAUGAUUGGAGCAGAGUUUCUCCCAGGGGAGCAGGUUAGUCUGCGGCCAAAGAGUGCAUACUCGGGUGGGCGGAUCGUAGCGGUGACAGCGACGCUCGUAGACUCCCGACAAACUGUCAAAAAGCAGACAACUAACGCCAUGGCGGAGCUAGACCUGAGUCUGAGCGAUGCACUGACAGACAGCGCUCCCCAGCCGGGCCCGGAGAGCCUGGUGGAAAGGGACUUUGUGGCUCAGCUGGAAGCGGAGACCUUCGUUGAUCAGGUCGGGGAGACAGUGGGGAAGACAGACUACAUCCCACUGCUGGACAAUGACAGCACCAGAGCAGACACGGAUGCUACGUUGGAGAAUGGAGAGAAGGAAGCGCAUGUGGUGCAAAAGCCUGGUUGUAUGCUGACGGCGGGGGGGCAGACAUCACUGUUGCGCCCCGAGCCACAGGGAGAGGUGCGGAGACGCUCACUUGACCAGCAGCAGGCCUUGGCUACAGACGUCAUAUCAGCUUCCAUGGCAGGUUAUUCAGAACCUGUGGGCUCUCAGAACAGCUCUGCCCAAAUGAUAGAUACUGGCCGGAUGGAAGCUUUUUCAGGUUUGUCCCAGCCUGGUGGGAGGGGGGUCAAUGUGGAGUUGGGGUCUGCACCCCACUCAGCAGAGAAGAUUCCAAGCAUAGCAGAACCCCACCAUCCCACACCCCCAGCGGGUUCAGAAGCCCCUAAAGAGCACAUGCUGCCCGAACCCCAGACUCCUCGCAGCCCUCUGGAUCUGUCAUCAGGUGCCUUAGGCGACUGCUGGCCGGACGAGGCUGGCUGCCUACCGACAGACCUCCCUUUCAGCCCUAGUGUCUCCACCGUGAUCAGUCGCCAUGCAGGCCAUCUCCCAGUCAACCCCGAAAACCCACCUGACAGUUGGCCCAGCCGCGAGAGCCCUGCCUAUGCCGGGGGGGACGAAAGGGAUGGAGAAGGCUCAGAGAGAAAACAGAAGAAGAAGAAGAAAAGGCGACAGAAAGAUGAGGGAUCUUACGAACACCUGGAGAGCAGGGGUCACCCUGAGGUAGAAACACGGGGAGAGAACACUGCAUCAACAGAGGACUUCUACAACAGGAUUGGCCCCAGGCGGGAUAGAGGAGAUGGUGGCUGGGAAGACAAUCUCGGGAAGAAUGGAGGCAGGGGAAAGAAGGGCAAGAGCAGGAAGAAGCUUCCAGAGGAGUGGGGAGUCACGGCAGAAUCAUUUGUCCCUUCAACCGAAGUGACCUCUAAAAUCUCAGAGGAGGUGAUGAUGGAUCUCGGGAGUUCUGGUCAGGCAAGCCUGGAAGCCUCGUUCGGAGACAUGGAUACCUGGAAAAACGAGGUCUACCCAGAAGAAGGCCUGGUCCCUUCCCCCCUGUCUCAGGACCUAAUCUCCUUAACAGAUACCUCCAUCAACCCACUGGUCCUGAACAGCGAGCUGAAAGCCACAGCGGCUCCGUUCACUAUGCCCUCCACCACCAACACUACAACAGUUGGCUCCCUUCCCAUGGCUCCUCGCCCUGUUGAUCUCUUUGACUUCCUGAUGGAUACUGAACAUGCAAGCUUAGGCAACAGCAGCCAGGCCUUCUCACCUGGUGGUGACAUGGUUGACAGCGGCAAGUUUGAUAACACCAGUUCCCUUCAAGAGUCUUGUGUGCAAGGCCUGUCUGAGGGGGACACCUCUGCUUUCAGCCCCGCCCAGCCAAGCCCAGGCCUCUCCCCAAAAGGCGAAGUAAUAGCCUCGGCCCCUCCUCUGUCACCUUCGGAUGCUUCAUGGAUUCUGAAUGAGUCCAACGUGAGCAGCAACAGUGAGCUAUUUCAGUUUAGUGACACUACAGGUCAUCCUUUAACCUUAGGGCUGUCCUUCGACACACCUAGCCCCGCCCCUCUCCGCUCCCCUAAAACCACAGCGCAGGAAUUCGAACCCAAAGAGCACAAAGAAGCCUCAUUGGGCAAGAAGCCACCCAAGAAGUCUCGUUCUUCAUCUUCCUCCUCCUCUGUAAAGAGUCCCACCUCCCCAGGAUCUGGUCUUAACCCUACAGCUAAGCCCUUCUUCCCUAGCUUUGCGGAUCCCAUUGAAGAACCAGCCGCGGUCCCUCCAGUUACCCCCAUCAUCGAAGUAAAAUCUGACCAGAUGGAGAAGGCAGAGAAGAAGGAGGAGAAACUGGAGGACGAUGUAAAGAAGGUAGACCUGUUACACUCUCUGGAUAAAGCUGAGCAGAAGAGUGUGAAGGUAGAUUUUGCCAGCAGUGAGACUCCAGCCAAGGUGGAGAAAGAGAUGGAGAAGGAAAAACAGAAAGAGACACAAAAAGAGAAGGAGAAAGAGGCAGAAAGGGUGAAAGAAAAGGAAAAUGAGAAAGAGGUAAAAGAUACAGAAAAUGUUAAAGAGGAGAAAGAGGCAGCCAAAGUGAAGGUGACAGAGAAACAGAAUGAAAAGGAGAAAGAGAAAGUGGAGUCAAUGCAGCAGAAGGCAGAUAAGGAGGAUAAAAUGAACAAGGUAGAAGAAUCACCAGAUAAAUUGCUGAAGACAAAUACAGCGGACAAGACAGGGAAUGUAGAAAAAGUGGAGAUGACAAAAGAAGAAGGGAGCAAAGUGGAGAAAAAGGAGACUGUGGACAAAGUGGAGGAAAAUGAAAAGUCCAAAAUUGAAGAAAAAACUGAGAAGUUCGAGAAAACUGAGAUGAAGGAUGGUAAAGAGCAGCGCACGGACAAAGUAGAAAAGACCCCAGAGCAACAGCCGACACCCGUCAAGCUGGAUACCAGCUAUGACAGGCCGGAGAAGAAGGCUGACACAGAGACAAAGAAGACACCAGAGGUGGAAGACACUAAGAAAGAAAAAGCUGACACGGACGAAGCCAAGAAGAUGUUGGAGAAACCCCCUGAGGAGCCGGCGGCAAGACCAAUGCAGAAGAGCGAUAAGGACGAGAAGCAGGACAAAAUGCCGGUCGACAAAAAAGUUGUGGAGAAAAAGGAUGACAAGAAGGACAAGGCUGCAAAAGCAGAUGGAGGAGAGAAGGCCAAAAAAACAAAACCUGCAACCAAUGGAAGCAGUGCCACAUUGAGCAGAGACCCGGCAGGUGCAGACAAGAAGACCAAGCCGGCUGCCCUGGCAACCAAACCAAGCGCUGCUGCUAAAACGCGUCCGAGCAGCGCAGCUGCCGUUGGUUCGGGCACAGCCCCGACUAAGCGCCCCACAUCCACCACCACCACCACCUCCAUCUUAGACAGAAAAACAACCACAGCCAAGGCACCAUCCACAGCCGCUGCUGGUCCAAAGCGACCCUCCACCACUUCUACCAGCCGCCCUGCACCCCAUGCCACUCUUGCAAGCCGCCCUGCAUCCUCAACCACCACUGCGCGUGAUGUCAGAGCCAAGACGACUACAGAGAAGCGCCCCCUUGUUCCAAAGGCCGGCACUGCCACCUCAACAGGCUCCACUGCUGCCACCAAAAAUGGAACAGCUACCACAGCAGCCAGUAAAACAGCUGCAGCAGUCCGCACCACGGCGGCCACUCGCACCACUACUACCACUGCAGCCAAAAAGCCUUUAGCCUCUAAGACAGAUGGAAAAUCAGCAGAGGAGAAGAAGCCAAGCACUCUGAAGACUUCUACAGUUGACUCUACAAAGCCCAAGACCACCAGCAGCACCACCCGAAGCACUGCUUCCUCCGCGGCUGCCUCUCGCACUCGAACCACAGCCGCCAAGCCGGCCACAACCUCCUCCACCACUGGUACAGUACCAGAGAAGAAACCCAUGGUGCCCCGAGCCCCCCGGGCCACUUCCUCAACCUUGACCGCCUCCACCACUUCUAGGAUGACAGCUCGCCCCAGCACAGCACCGGCCUCGGACAUCCGUAACGCCCGCGCUAAGAUUGGCUCCACCGACAACAUCAAGCACCAGCCUGGAGGAGGGAAGGUACCAUCUGCCUCUCAGAGCAGGGGAGUCAUAUCCAAAGAUACGAGCCAGAGCAAAGUUCAGAUAGUCUCCAAAAAGCUGGACUUCAGCCACGUCGCCUCACGUUUGGGCUCCAAGGACAAUAUGAAGCAUGUUCCUGGUGGAGGGAAUGUGCAGAUACUCAACAAGAAGGUGGAUGUGAGUAAGGUGACAUCAAAGUGCGGCUCCAAGGACAACAUCAAGCACAAGCCUGGCGGUGGUGUCGUGAAGAUCGAGUCCCACAAAGUGAGCUUUAGGGAAAAUGCUCAGUCUAAAGUGGGUUCCAUGGACAACCUGAGCCAUUCACCUGGUGGUGGAAGCAUCAAGGCUGAGGGGGCCCAGGAGACAACAGAGGGGAAUGAGACUCCCCUGAGUGGCACCACGGUCCCAGCCCCAGGCUUCGAGCCGGGGCAGGCAGGGAGCCCUGCUGCCCAGGAGAAUGGGCUGAAGGAGGGGGUUCCCUGUGAUAGUGAGGGCCUCCGGGAGCCCCAGGCUCUGGACGCACGCAUCCCAGAGACAAGCAUCUAAUUCUAUCCCUCUGCCCUCCUCAUCUCAACCCCCCCCGCACAAAACAUCACCUCCUCCCACUCCCCACCUUCUCCUAUCUAUAUUUUUUCUUUCUCCUCUACUCCCUCCCCCUCUUCUCUGCCCCUUUCUUUCCAACCUUUCUGCUGCAGAUUGAGUGUUUCAAGCUCAACUUCCGCGAGAAUGCUCGCUCUCGCACGGACCACGGCGCCAACAUCAUCACCUGGCCAGCCCCCCAGGACGACAACAGACCCCACCCACACGGCUCUUCCCAUUCUCUACAUCAAAACCACCACCACCCCAAUCCGUCUCCUCGCAGUGUCUCCCUCAUUGAAUCGUUGGCUUCUGCAGGCUGUCAGCUCCCCCUCUGCCCCCUCCUUGCAGCAUCUUCAGGGGUGUCCAGGGGGACAACAACAGCUCCUUAAAGGGGUCUUUACCUAUAUUGCCCCAUAAAGCCCUGAAAACCCCUUUUAACUUAUAUCUGUCAUUGCAAAUUUUUUUGAAUCAUCCAAUAGCUUGCCACUGUAGUAUUACAUCUGAGCUCAUCGUCAUGCGCCAUAGCAUAUUUGGCUAAAGAUUGGACUAAGAUUGGUGGGAAUCAGUGUGAAAGGAAGUAAGGAGAAGGUUUUCUUACAUAUUUGAUUGUGUCUUCCCAAGCUGGCUGACCUGGAAUCAGUUGGUUUUACUUGGAUCCUCUGUACCCUCAGCCUGGCGGUGUACUCUGACCCUGCAUCAUCUCACCUCCACACACCAAAUAAGUAGCAAUCACUUCAUUUAUCAACCGAGCAGCGUAGAAACCAUCUUGGACUCACUUAUGGCUUCUGUCGCACACACACAUAGCCUCUUUUCCUCUUUUCCUUGUGACUUUAGGGGCUGUUUGUUCCCAUUAAUUUACUCGCCGCUUCAAUAACAUCAAAAGUAAUUCAUUGUCCAUAUUAUCUGCUUUAUCACUUACUCUCUCUUCACUAUCAUCACUUACCAUAAACAUGCUGACAAACAAAAAAAGCUAGACAACAAGUAGGCUGUUUGAACCAUUUUAGGCUGUUGACCUCUUUAUUCUCUGUGUUUGUGAUGAUGUGUAUGAGUGAAAAAACUGUGAAAAAAUGAGCUUUGGUGUUCUGUUCGAAUGUUAUUUCUGUCUUUCUUUUUUCCCCUCCUAGUUUCUUGAUUUUCAAACAAGGUUUUAUUUAUUUAUUUCUUCUCUCAUAUUUCUUCCUAUGUAAGCAAUACAGUGAACAGUCUUUUUUCCGAGCACUCAGAAAAUCUUGAAAACACGCACAGGUUUUUGUAAACUGAGACACACAUAAAGUAUUCAGACGGAGGAAGAAAGUGAGAAAGGAGUUGUUGCUAGAAAGGUGAAAAAAAAGAAUUUGUAGGUGUGCUUGGCAUUUAUGGAAAAAGAAAA